AUGCAAUCAUUCCUCAUCAAGUAUGGCAAACAUGUGAGAAGAAAAUAUAACACAUCUGAAAGUCAGACCAACAAUAUAAAAUGUUCUGAUUUGCAAGUGCAGUCGUAUAGAGGCAAAGAAAAAGAAUGCCAAACUGUUAUUAGCAAAGAUUUUUCUGAUUACCAACAUGACAAUUCUGAUGAUUUACUGAAUCACCUUCAAAAAAUGGAAAACCGAAUGUUGAAAUAUUUAAAAUGUAAUAGCUGGAACAAGACAGCUGCUUACUUCCCGAUAAAUAGCGAUAUUGAUUCUAGUUGUAUGAAUUCAAAAAAGUUGAAAGGCGUAGAUAAUGCUGACGACAAGAUGGACCACAACGAUUGCUGUACAGAUAAAACGAGCAUCAACUUCUGGAGCGUUAACAGGCUGGAAUCAAAUAACACGCAACCAGAUAAAUACGUGGAGGUGGCUGGUUGCGUCGUUUCACUGGCCUACCACUAUUCAAUUAUUUCUAUUAUCGCUUGCGCUACGUUUAAUGGUGAACUUUCUAGACGCAAACCAAACGUUUAA
Messenger RNA from Helobdella robusta, 546 nucleotides. RefSeq lists its product as hypothetical. The coding region runs from base 1 to 546 and encodes 181 amino acids. The transcript has 5 exons. The record is from RefSeq and is a predicted model, not a curated record. Lineage: Eukaryota; Metazoa; Annelida; Clitellata; Rhynchobdellida; Glossiphoniidae.